Alternaria incomplexa is the source of this 1365-nucleotide messenger RNA. RefSeq lists its product as uncharacterized. The transcript is spliced from 4 exons. The record is from RefSeq and is a predicted model, not a curated record. Lineage: Eukaryota; Fungi; Ascomycota; Dothideomycetes; Pleosporales; Pleosporaceae. Bases 1 to 1365 code for a protein of 454 amino acids.
AUGUCGAACUGGUUUGGCGACUUGCAGUUGGCAUACAAGUACAUUGUUGUCUUCUUGUCACUGUUGGUCAUUACUAUCCUCGGUGGAUUCAUCAAGGUGUUGUACAACCGUCAGAAGUUGAAGAAAGCGAAGCAAACCGAGCUAGAGGCUGGACCCAAGGAGGACACUGUUGAACUGAACCAACGCGAGAAGGAUGAGGGUGAUCUGUUUGGUAUUCGCGCCAUCGAGGCCGGAUUCUACGCCGGAGUCGCUCAGUCGCGACCUACCUCAAGAGCAGGAUCUGUCAUGGGCGAUAACCCAACAAUGAGCACCAGCACCUUGGUCGGAGGGAGCGUCAACUCGCCGCUCAUGAAGGGACAGUCCAACAACAACAGCAUGCUCAGCCUGAACCUCAACGCCACCAAAGAACCCUCCACACGACGAGCUUCACCGCCUACCAUGAAGCUCCGCCCAUCUGAGGCCGAGCUCAGUGGAAGACGCAACCACAACGGCGCUGUCGACAUGUCUCUUCAAGUUCCUCCUUCGCCCGGUCACCCGCGUGGUACCACCUCUCCUGACUUUGCUGGCUCCGACAGCGACAGCGACGGUUUCACAUCUCCUCGGUCCAUGUCACCAGCCGAUUUGAACCGUCAGCAAUACGCGCCAGCUCUCAUGGUAUCGCACCACUCCGGAGAUGCGAACGCCAUCAAGUCACAGCAAGGAUCCUACCACAACUCGCCUGGUCAAUCACCAACACCGCUUUCGCCCCACAACCCACCCACAGCCAAGUUGCCAUCCAUCCCUGGCCAUGCUUUGCGGAAGGAGUCCCGCUCUCCAUCGCCCGAGUACGACUACCCUCGCGUGCAGGUCCACGAGCCGAACUCUGAACCUUCGUCACCCGCUCUCCAACCCCAACUACAGGCACGAACCUACUCGCCACACCAUGAACGAGACGGAAGCGACGCGAGCAGCAUCUACAGCAGUGGCAACCGGCUAAGCACUUUCCAAGCAUACCAAGCAUAUCAGGAGGCAGCGCAAAAGAAGGACUCGCAUACUCAGGUUUUGCAAAAGCAAAAGCCGGGCCGCUCAGCCUCUGCCGCCUCGACAGUCGAAUCCGGCCACACAUCGAUCCUUGCGUCUACUGACGACGAGGCGGAACGCCGUCCCCACUCAAGCAACCUGCUUGCACCGGGUCAACAGGGGCAGGAUGCUCGACUCAGCGAGUUUUACGAGGCAUACUACCGCAACUCGCACCUUGGCCCAGCCCAGCCUGUCGACGGCAAGACACAAUUCGCUGACCGGCAAUCCACCAUCAUGGAAGUCGAUACCCCAAUGGCGUCGCCGAUGUUCCCCCCCUCGAGCCAGCGCCCCGGCUCUGCCUUCUAG